Messenger RNA from Neofelis nebulosa (Clouded leopard), 12627 nucleotides. RefSeq names its product disco interacting protein 2 homolog C (gene DIP2C). The transcript has 33 exons. The coding region runs from base 173 to 4300 and encodes 1375 amino acids. The record is from RefSeq and is a predicted model, not a curated record. NCBI's taxonomy places the organism in Eukaryota, Metazoa, Chordata, Mammalia, Carnivora, Felidae.
GGGGCGCGGGCGCGAGGCCGCGUGGCGGGGCCGCGCCGAGGAGGCGCCGGGGGAGGAGCGCUCGCUGCGCCGCGCCCGGCCUGCCGCUCGGUGCGGGUCCGCGGGGCGCGAGGAGCGGCCAGACCGCGGCCUGCGAACAAAGGGAGGCGGCCGGGGCGGGGGCGCCGCGAGCAUGGCGGACCGCGGCCUGGAGGGUACGGCGCUGCCUCUGGAGGUGCGGGCGCGGCUGGCCGAGCUGGAGCUCGAGCUGUCGGAAGGUGACAUCACCCAAAAAGGAUAUGAAAAGAAGAGGUCAAAACUAAUUGGAGCCUACCUGCCCCAGCCUCCGACAGCGAAUGGAGCUGCCGUGGUCCGGUGUAGACUGCAGCACAGUGAAGGAGCCCCGGGAAGAGCGCUGCACUCCGGCAACAUCGGGGUGUGUGACAUCCGAGAAGCCGCGGUCAGAGAGCGGGCGGCCAGCACCGCGGGGAACCGGCCGCUGUUUUACUUUCGCUUCGGGGUGGAUCAAGCUUUGCCUCCUGAGCGCCGGGCUCCAGUCACUCCUGCCUCUUCCACUCGCUAUCACCGCCGAAGGUCCUCAGGGUCACGAGAUGAGCGCUAUCGGUCGGAUGUCCACACAGAAGCUGUGCAGGCAGCGCUGGCUAAACACAAAGAAAGGAAGAUGGCAGUCCCUAUGCCUUCCAAACGCAGGUCCUUGGUUGUGCAGACCUCGAUGGACGCCUACACACCUCCAGAUACCUCUUCUGGCUCGGAAGACGAAGGCUCGGUGCAGGGAGACUCCCAGGGGACCCCCACCUCCAGCCAGGGCAGCAUCAACAUGGAGCACUGGAUCAGCCAGGCCAUCCACGGCUCCACCACGUCCACGACCUCUUCCUCCUCCACCCAAAGCGGGGGGAGCGGGGCCGCCCACAGACUGGCCGACGUCAUGGCCCAGACGCACAUAGAAAAUCACUCUGCACCUCCUGAUGUAACCACUUACACCUCAGAACACUCGAUACAAGUAGAAAGGCCACAAGGCUCAACGACAUCACGGACGGCACCAAAGUAUGGCAACGCGGAGCUCAUGGAGACUGGCGAUGGGGUGCCAGUAAGUAGCCGGGUGUCAGCGAAAAUUCAACAGCUCGUCAAUACGCUCAAACGACCGAAGCGGCCGCCGUUACGGGAAUUCUUUGUUGAUGACUUUGAAGAAUUGCUGGAAGUUCAGCAACCGGAUCCGAACCAGCCAAAGCCAGAGGGAGCGCAGAUGUUGGCGGUACGUGGGGAGCAGCUGGGAGUGGUGACGAACUGGCCGCCAUCGCUAGAGGCUGCAUUGCAGCGGUGGGGGACCAUCUCCCCGAAGGCCCCAUGCUUGACCACGAUGGACACGAACGGGAAGCCCCUGUACAUCCUCACUUACGGCAAACUGUGGACAAGAAGUAUGAAGGUUGCUUACAACAUUCUGCAUAAAUUAGGUACAAAGCAGGAACCUAUGGUACGACCAGGAGACAGGGUGGCGCUGGUGUUCCCCAACAAUGACCCUGCCGCGUCCAUGGUGGCCUUCUAUGGCUGCCUGCUGGCUGAAGUUGUUCCCGUGCCCAUCGAAGUGCCACUCACCAGAAAGGAUGCAGGGAGCCAGCAGAUCGGGUUCUUGCUUGGAAGCUGUGGAGUCACUGUGGCCUUGACGAGUGACGCCUGCCACAAAGGGCUGCCGAAAAGCCCAACCGGGGAGAUCCCCCAGUUCAAAGGUUGGCCAAAGCUGCUGUGGUUUGUCACAGAGUCGAAGCAUCUCUCCAAGCCCCCUCGAGAUUGGUUCCCACACAUCAAAGAUGCGAACAACGAUACCGCGUACAUAGAGUAUAAGACCUGCAAGGACGGAAGCGUGCUUGGGGUGACCGUGACCAGGAUCGCGCUGCUGACCCAUUGCCAGGCCCUCACGCAGGCAUGCGGCUACACGGAAGCGGAAACCAUAGUGAAUGUGUUGGAUUUCAAGAAGGACGUUGGGCUCUGGCAUGGCAUCCUAACAAGCGUCAUGAACAUGAUGCACGUGAUCAGCAUCCCAUACGCGCUGAUGAAGGUGAACCCGCUGUCGUGGAUUCAGAAGGUCUGCCAGUACAAAGCAAAGGUGGCUUGUGUCAAAUCCAGGGACAUGCACUGGGCAUUAGUAGCACACAGAGAUCAGAGAGACAUCAACCUCUCUUCUCUCCGGAUGCUGAUCGUGGCUGAUGGUGCAAAUCCCUGGUCUAUCUCCUCCUGCGACGCGUUCCUCAACGUCUUCCAAAGUAAAGGCCUGCGCCAGGAGGUCAUCUGUCCUUGUGCCAGCUCCCCAGAGGCUCUCACCGUCGCCAUCCGGAGGCCCACAGAUGACAGCAACCAGCCCCCGGGCCGGGGUGUCCUCUCCAUGCAUGGGCUUACCUACGGGGUCAUCCGGGUGGACUCCGAAGAAAAGCUGUCUGUGCUCACCGUGCAGGAUGUCGGCCUCGUGAUGCCUGGUGCCAUCAUGUGUUCAGUGAAGCCGGACGGCAUUCCUCAGCUGUGUAGAACGGAUGAAAUCGGGGAGCUCUGCGUGUGCGCCAUUGCCACGGGCACGUCCUAUUACGGCCUCUCGGGCAUGACCAAGAACACCUUCGAGGUGUUCCCUGUGACGAGCUCGGGGGCCCCUGUCAGCGAGUACCCCUUCGUAAGGACAGGCCUGCUGGGCUUCGUCGGCCCCGGGGGGCUCGUCUUCGUGGUGGGCAAGAUGGACGGGCUCAUGGUGGUCAGCGGGCGCAGACACAAUGCGGACGACAUCGUCGCCACAGCGCUGGCCGUGGAGCCCAUGAAAUUCGUCUACAGAGGAAGGAUAGCUGUGUUUUCCGUAACUGUCCUGCACGACGAGAGGAUAGUGAUUGUGGCCGAGCAGAGGCCAGACUCCACGGAGGAGGACAGCUUCCAGUGGAUGAGCAGGGUGCUGCAGGCAAUUGACAGCAUACAUCAAGUUGGGGUUUAUUGCCUGGCCUUGGUUCCAGCAAACACCCUCCCCAAAACCCCACUCGGUGGGAUCCACUUGUCAGAAACGAAGCAGCUCUUCCUGGAGGGCUCACUCCACCCCUGCAACGUCCUGAUGUGUCCCCAUACCUGUGUCACAAACUUGCCUAAACCUCGACAGAAGCAGCCAGAAAUUGGCCCUGCCUCUGUGAUGGUGGGGAACCUGGUGUCUGGGAAGAGGAUUGCGCAGGCCAGCGGCAGAGACCUGGGCCAGAUAGAGGACAAUGAUCAGGCCCGCAAGUUCCUGUUUCUGUCGGAGGUCCUGCAGUGGAGGGCACAGACCACCCCCGACCACGUCCUGUACACGCUGCUCAACUGUAGGGGUGCCAUAGCAAGCUCACUGACAUGUGUGCAGCUGCAUAAGCGCGCCGAGAAGAUCGCCGUGAUGCUACUGGAGAGAGGGCACCUGCAGGACGGGGACCACGUGGCUCUCGUCUACCCACCAGGAAUAGACCUGAUUGCAGCUUUUUACGGCUGCCUGUAUGCGGGCUGCGUGCCCAUAACCGUCCGCCCCCCGCACCCGCAGAACAUCGCCACCACGCUGCCCACCGUGAAGAUGAUCGUGGAGGUGAGUCGCUCUGCCUGCUUGAUGACGACACAGCUGAUCUGUAAGUUGUUGCGGUCCCGGGAGGCAGCUGCGGCCGUAGACGUCAGGGCGUGGCCCCCCAUACUGGACACAGACGAUUUGCCAAAGAAACGGCCUGCCCAGAUCUACAAACCUUCCAACCCAGACACGCUAGCUUAUCUUGACUUCAGUGUGUCCACAACGGGGAUGCUGGCUGGAGUGAAGAUGUGCCACGCAGCCACCAGUGCCUUCUGCCGCUCCAUCAAGCUGCAGUGUGAGCUCUACCCCUCGAGAGAAGUGGCCAUCUGCUUGGACCCGUACUGCGGACUUGGGUUUGUCCUGUGGUGCCUCUGCAGCGUGUACUCUGGGCACCAGUCCAUUCUCAUCCCGCCUUCUGAGCUGGAAACCAACCCUGCCUUGUGGCUUCUUGCCGUGAGUCAGUACAAAGUCCGGGACACGUUCUGCUCCUAUUCAGUGAUGGAACUUUGUACCAAGGGGCUGGGCUCACAGACAGAAUCACUCAAGGCACGGGGCCUGGACUUGUCCCGCGUGCGGACCUGUGUGGUCGUGGCAGAGGAGCGGCCUCGGAUAGCGCUCACCCAGUCUUUCUCAAAGCUCUUUAAAGACCUGGGUCUCCACCCGCGGGCCGUGAGCACCUCCUUCGGCUGCAGAGUGAACCUGGCCAUUUGCUUGCAGAUAUUCAAAAAGUUAAGAAGAGUCAUGGAAUGUUAAAGAGGGGGAAAAAGCCAAUUGAACUUCUAGAAAGGAAAACUACAAUAUUUGGGAUGAAAAAUAUAAUGAUGGAAUCGAUGGCAGAAGAAAGUAUUGGUGAACUUGAAGACAUAGCAAUGGAAACUUUGCAAAAUAAAACAUAGAAAAAAAAAUUUAAUGGUAAGAACAUCAGUGAACUGUGGGGUAACUUUAGGUGACUUAAUAUAAGAAGCUUGGAGUCCCCAAAAGAGGAAGAAGGAGUCUGUACCCAGAAAAAAAUAUAUGAAGAACUAUUUUAAUUUUGAUGGAACUAUAAACCCACAAAUCUCAAAGCUCAGCUACCUCCAAUAUAACAUGAAGGAAACUGCUUACAUUGCUCAAAACCAGUGUUACAGGGAAUAUCUUAAAAGCCUCCAGAUGGGGGGAAAAGGCAAGUUACAUACAAAGGAACAAUGAUAGGGAUCAUUUCAUAUUCCUUAUCAGAAAUGAUGUGAAAAAGACAGUAGAGGACAUCUUUACAGAAAGAAAAGAACUAUCAACCUAGAAUUUUACACUCAGUGGGUAUAUCUUUCAAGAACACAGGCUAACUCCUUUUUUUAGCCACAGGAAAAAAAGCUGAGGAUUUACCAUCAGCAUACCCACACAGGAAGACAUAUUAAAAUCCUUUCAGAAAAGAAAUGAUACCAGAUUGAAAUCUGGAUCUGUACAACAAAUGAGUAGUGUUGGAAAUGGCAGCUACAUUGGUAAACAUAUAAGACUUUUAGCACUACUUAAAUCUCUUUAGAAGAUUAUCGAUGGCUUAUACAGAAACGGUAAUAUGUGGUGAGGUUUAUCAUAUGUGAAAAUCAGUGUGACAACUGUCCAGAGGUUGGGAAGGGAGAAAUGGAAGUAUAAGGUCACAGGGUUUCCAUACCAUACAUAAAGUGGCAUAAUAUCACUUGAAGGUAGGCUGUGGUAAAGAUGUGUGCCAUAAACCCAAAAGUGACCAUGAAUUUUGUUUUCUUUAAGCAGGUAAUAAACUAAUAAGCCAAUAAGGGAGAUAAAAUGCACCUAUAAAGCAAUACUAAAUACAAAACAAGUCUGAAAAGAAGGGCAAAAAUAUAGAUAGAAUGAAUAAAAAAAGAUGGAUUUAAACUUGACCACGUUAGUAAUUCAAUAAAUAUAAAUGGUCUAAACACCCCAAGUAAGAUGCAGAGAUCAUGAUAUUGGAUUUUUAAAGCGCAAAACCUAACUAUAUGUAGCCUACAACAAACACGUUUUAAAUUUUUUUUAAUGUUUAUUUAUUUUUGAGAGAGACAGAGCAUGAGUGGGGGAAGGUCAGAGAGGGAGACACAGAAUCUGAAGCAGGCUCCAGGCUCUGAGCUGUCAGCACAGAGCCUGCCGCGGGGCUCGAACUCACAGACUGCGAGAUCAUGACCUGAGCCAAAGUCUGAUGCUCAACCAACUGAGCUACCCAGAUGCUCCCUUUUUUUAAAAAAUUUUUUAAUGCUUAUUUUUGGCAGAGAGACAAACACGUUUUAAACACAAAUAGAUUAAAAGGAAAAGGACAGAAAAGUUGUACCAUACUAACCUUAAAGGAGAGCUGAAGUGGCUAUAUGAUUAUCUAGCAAUAUUAAUUUCAAAACAGAGAAUACUGCGGGGAUGGAGAAGGUAAUUAUAAGAAGGUAAUUUAGUAUAUACAAGAAAGAAAGUGAAUCUACAAUCCAAAACCUUCACAGGAGAGAGAGAGAAAAAAAAAAAAUGUCUAGGCUCAGAUGAUUUCACAGAAAAAAAUACCAAUCCUAGAAAAACUUGUUCAGAAAAGAGGAAAAUGGAACACUGUCAAACAUGUUUUAUGAAAGGAGCAUAACCUAAAUGCCAGUAUCUGACAAAAAUUCUCAAAGUGGGGUGCCUGGGUGACUCCGUUGGUUAGGUGUCCAACUUCAGCUCAGGUCAUGAUCUUGUAGUCCAUGGGUUUGAGCCCUGCAUCAGGUUCUGUGCUGACAGCUCAGAGCCUGGAGCCUGCUUCAGAUUCUGUGUCUCCCUCUCUCACUGCCCCUCCUCUGCUCAUGCUGUGUCUUACUUUGUCUCUCAAGAAUAAACAAACAUUUAAAAAAAUUCCCAGAAAGUAAAAUCCAGGCCAGUAUCCCACAUGAAAGAAAUUCUCAGCAAAAUACUAGCAUAUUAAAUGCAGCAACAUAUACAAAGAGUAGUACAUCAGGAGUACCUGGGUUGCUCAGUCAGUCUAGCAUCCAACUCUUGAUUUUGGCUUGGGUCAUGGGCCCCACAUUGGGCUCUGUGCUGAGUUUGGAGUUUGGGAUAUUCAUUCUCUCUCUCCCCUCCUUCCCCUGUUCGUUCUCUCCCUCCCUCUCUCUCAAAAUAAGCAUUUUUUUUUUAAGUUAAAAGUGCAUCCUAACCAAACAUGUUUUAGCUCAGGAAUACACAGUUGCUUUAUCAUUUAAAAACAGUGUAAUUCAUAUUAACAGAAUGAAGGAGAAAAAUGAUAUAGUAUGAUGUAUCCAUAUAUGCAGGAAAUGCAUUUGAUAGAAUUCAGUGCUCAUUCAUGAGAUAACUAGGAAGACAAUCUGAGAAAAUUAUUCAAUCUGAGCUAAAACAUAAAAAAACUGGAACCUCAUACUCAGUGGUCCACUUUGAGAGCUUUCCCCCUAAAAUCAGGAACAUUAGCAUUGUAUUAGAAGUCCUAGCCAAUGUGAUAAGGCAUAAAAAGCUCAAACUCUGGAAGUGGAGAGCUAAAGUUUGUUUUUUUUUCAGACUGCUGGAUAGUGAAUGUAAAAACUCCCAUGGAACUACAAAACUACAAUUGUUAGUGUGUGAAGUUACAAAGACACAAAAUAAAAUUUAUACAUGGCACAAAAGCAGACACUCAGAUCAAUGGAACAGAAUAGAGAACCCAGAAAUGGACCCACAAAUGUAUGACCAACUAAUCUUUGAUAAAGCAGGAACUAAUAUCAAAUGGAAUAAAGACAGUCUCUUCAGAAAGUGGUGCUGGGAAAACUGGACAGCAACGUGCAGAAAAAUGAACCUGGACCACUUUCUUACACCAUACACAAAAAUAAACUCAAAAUGGAUGAAAGACCUAAACGUAAGAUGGGAAGCCAUCAAAAUCCUUGGGGAGAAAGCAGGCAAAAACCUCUUUGACCUAGGCCACAGCAAUUUCUUAUUCAACACAUCUCCAGAGGCAAGGGAAAACAAAGUAAAAAUGAACUAUUGGGACCUCAUCAAAGUAAAAAGCUUCUGCACAGCGAAGGAAACAACCAGCAAAACUAAAAGGCAACCAAUGAAAUGGGAGAAGACAUAUCUGAUAAAACAACAUAUCAGAUAAAGGGUUAGUAGCCAAAAUCUAUAAAGAACUUAUCAAACACCCAAAAAACAAAUAAUCCAGUGAAGAAAUAGUCAAAAGACAUGAAUAGACACUUCUCCAAAGAAGACAUCCAGGUGGCCAACUGACACAUGAAAAAAUGCUGAACAUCAUUUAUCAUCAGGGAAAUACACAUCAAAACCACAAUGAGAUACCACCUCACAUCUGUCAGAAUGGCAACAUUAACAACUCAGGCAACAACAGAUGUUGGCAAGGAUGUGGAGAAAGAGGAUCUCUUUUGCAUUGUUGGUGGGAAUGCAAGCUAGUGCAGCCACUCUGGAAAACUGUCUGGAGGUUCCUCGAAAAACUAAAAAUAGAACUACUCUAUGACCCAGUAAUUGCACUACUAGGCAUUUAUCCACAGGAUGCAGUGUGCUGUUUCAAAGGGACACAUGCACCCCCAUGUUUAUAGCAGCACUAUCAACAAUAGCCAAAGUAUGGAAAGAGCCCACAUGUCCAUUGACGGAUGAAUGGAUAAAGAAGAUGUGAUAUGUAUACACACACACACACAAUGGGGUAUUACUUGGCAAUCAAAAAGAAUGAGAUUUGCCAUUUGCAUCUAUGUGGAUGGAACUAGAAGGUAUUAUGCUAAGUGAAAUUAGAGAAGGACAGAUCUGUGAGUUCACUCAUAUAAGGACUUUAAGAUACAAAACAGAUGAACAUAAGGGAAGGGAAGCAAAAAUAAUAUAGGGAGGGGGGCAAAACACAAGAGACUCUUAAAUACAGAGAACAAGCAGAGAGUUGCUAGAGGGGUUGUGGGAGGGGGGGAUGGGCUAAAUGGGUAAGGGGCAUUAAGGAAUCUACUCCUGAAAUCAUUGUUGCCCUGUACGGUAACUAACUUGGGUGUAAAUUAAAAAACAAUCUUUUUAAGUUUAGACAUAAAAAAUUGUAUUUCUAUGCAUCCUGAUGUUUAUGGCAGUGUUAUUUACAGUAGCCAAAAUAUGGGAACAGCUCAAGUGUCCAUUAGUAGAUGAAUAAAGAAGAUAAUAUGUGGUAUAUAUGUACAUACACACACACAAUGGAAUACUAGCCAUAAAAAGGAAUGAAAUCUUGACAUUUGCAGCAACAUGGAUGGAUCCUGGAGGAUAUUCUAACUGAAAUAAGUCAGUGAAAGACACAUACCAUAUGGUUUCAUCCAUAUGUGGAAUUUAAGAAACAAACUAACAUGGCGAGGGGAGGGGAAAGACAACCCAGAACACAGAAUUUUUUUUUGAGACAGAGAGAAAGAGCAAGAGCAUGAGCAGGGGAGGGAUAGCAGGGAGAGAGAGGAUCUCAAGCAAUCUCUGUGCUCCGUGCAGAGCCUGACUCAGGGCUCGAUCCCAUCAACCUGAAAUCAUGACCUGCGUGAAAAUCAAGAGUCAGACCCUUAACUGACUGAGCCACCCAGGUUCCCCCCCCCCCCAAAACACUGACUCUUAACUAUAGAGAGCGUCUGACGGUUAUCAGAGGGGAGGUGGGGGUGGGUGAUGGGGAUUAAGGAUGCACUUGUGAUGGGCACCAGGUAUUGUGUGAAACUGUUGAAUCACUGUAUUGUACACCUGAAACUAAUAUAACACUAUAUGUUAACUAUACGGCAUUUAAAAUACAAUAAAAACACAGUAUUUCCAUAGAGUAGCAAUGAACAACCAGAGAAUGAAAUUUUUAAAAUGCCAUUUAUAGUAAUACCCAAAACUGCAAGUACUUAAGAAUGAAAGGCACACUUAAAGGUGUACACUAAAAUCACAAAAUAUUGCUGAAAGAAAUGAAAUUCUAAUAAAUGCAUGGAUGCACCAUAUUCAUGGGGUGGGAGACUCAGUAUUUUUAUGAUUACUUUUUUUCCCCCCAAAUUGAUCAGUCUCAUCAAAAUCUAAGAAGGCUUUCCUGAAGAAAGUGACAAAAUGGUUCUAAAGCUGUUACAGAAUUGCGAAACAGGAUAACCAGUCUUGAAAAAGAACAGUGUUGGAAGGACUUACCUAUCUGAUUUCAAAACUCGCUCUAAAGCUGUGUUGAUCGACACAAUGUGAUAGUGGCAUCGAGGGAGACCUGCAGGGAAAAGCAAAACAACAAAAACAAAGUAACCUGAAAAAAAAAAAAAAAAAAAAAAAAGAAUCCAGAAAUAGACCCACCAUGUUACUAAGUCCAUUGAAUAGGAAAAGAAAAGGUUUUUUGACCAAUGGCCCUGGAACGACUGAAGAUUUAUAUGGGUAUGAGUAACCUCAAUCCCUUUCUCAGACAAUACAUAAAAUUCAGCUGUAGGUGGAUCAUACACAUGAACGUCCAUAAUGAAACUUGUAGAACACAGCUUCCAGGGGUGCCUGAGUGGCUCAGUUGAUUAGGCAUCUGACUUUGGGUCAAGUCACAGUUAGUGAGUUCGAGCCCCGCAUUGGGCUCUGUGCUGACAGUGCAGAGCCUGGAGCCUGCUCCGAAUUCUGUCUCUCUCUGUCUCUCUCUGCCCCUCCCCCACUCAAGCUCUCUCAAAAAUGGAUAAACAUUAAAAAAUUAGAAUAAAGCUUCGAGGAGAUACAAAAAGACUAUGAUGUGGGAUAUAGAAAGAUUUCUUAGGGCACAAAACACUAAGCAUAAAAGAAAAACAAUUUACUGGACUUUAUCAAAGUUAAAAUUAAUUUUAAUAUAUUAAAAAAAAUAGAAGACAUACAGACUGGGAAAGUAUAUUUGUAAUAACAUAUCUGACAAAGGACUUGUGUUUAUAUAUUUUAAAAACUACAACAACAAAAAGGAAACCUAUUAAAAUAAGCAGCAAAAGACUCAAAUGAGCACUUCACAGAAGGAGCUGUACAAAGGUCCAAUGAGUGCAUAGAACAUGGUCAGCAUCUGUAGUCAUCAGGAAAGUGCGGAUUACAACCCCGUGGUGUGCUUGUGUAGACAGCACGUGCUCUAAAAUCAGGACAAUACCAAACCGGUGAGCACAGCCCCUGCGGGGUGACCUGUGGAUCUGGGAAGCAUUCCAUACUCUGUGUAAUUCCUGAAGUCCUUCCUACCUCGAAGAAAAAGGAAACGAGUCAAAGCACAACAUGCCGUAUUCAAUUGAAAUUGUGAUUUUUCACUACCAAAAAAAAAAAUUUUGGUGAUUCCAUUUCUCACCUCCUAGAAUAAUUAAAAUCCAAAAGGCUAACAGCACUAACUGUUGGUAAAGCUGCGAACCAACUAGAAUCCUUAUUCACUGCUGGUUGGAGACGCAUCGAGCAAUUUUUAUAAGUGCAUUUCAGCCCCGUGAGCCAGCAUGUCUCCGUGCGUGCCCAAAAGAUAUUAAAACACGUCUACAAACAUAUUUGUACAAGCUUUUUCAUGACAGCCCGGAACUGGAAAUAACCCAAAUGUUCAACAGCAGCAGGAUACAAGAAUGUGUGAUAGAGGACUUACUCACACGAUACUUCCCCCAGAUCUUGGAGGAGUGAGCUGCUGGUGCAACGGAGGACUCUAGAAUCCUCAUGUUCAGUGAAAGAAGCAAGACUCAGUACGCACUGUAUUACUUUGUAUGAAGUCCAAUGACAGGUUAAACUAGUCUGUGGUGUUAGAAAUCUCAAAGCUAUAGCCUCUUAGGGUAUGGAGUGAGGGAAUUUGUAUACACUGCCUGGGGUGGUAGUUACAGGGGUGUAUACGGUUGUCAGAAUUCACGUAACCAGAUAUGAAAAACUUGUGUAUUUUGUUGUAUGUAAAUUAUACCUCAAUUAAAAUGUUGAAGAAAUCAUUGUUAAUACACAGAUUUGCUUGGAGGGCCAAACAUCCUGGCUGGGGUCCUGCAGGCAGGAACCCUGCUCCAAAUUCAGCUGCCAGAGUGGCCAGUGAUGAGCCCCUGUGCUGUGCUCAGAUGCCCCUGCAUGCUCCCCGGAACCCACCCCAGGAACCUGCCUUCCAUGACCUCCAUUUAUGGAAAACUUCCUCCAACACGCAGCAUAGUAGAUAUGCUCAACAUCAGUGCUUUGGAAUUGUGACUGUGUUCCACACAUUUCCAGUGAGCAGUUUAUUACUUAGGCUUUAAGGAAUUUAUUACUUUCAGCUUUAAGGGGCUGUGUGCUAAUAUUAGAUUGUGCUAACUGUGGUGUGUGAGUUGCUUAUUAGUUAAGCACUGCCCGGCUGAAGCAUUCAAAGUAAGUUCCUUGUCGGAGUUUUGUUCAGGGUGUGAGUCUGUAUAUCUUUAGCUGACAUUGAGAUAUAACUCAUUUGUUCAAUUAGUGCUUAAUGCCUGACUGAUAACUGUACCUCUAGAAAAAAUGAUUUUUAGUAUGAAUAUGUCUGUACAUGACAUGUCUAUUGUACCGUGGAACCUUAGAGUGAGUCCUUUUUCCUGAUUAACUUAAAAUUUAAACAUGGUUUGUUUUCAUUUCUGAAUAAGCUUGAUUGGAAUGGGUGCAUUUUCUUUCCUGCCGGUGCUUUCUGCUUGAUGAUCUCUAAAUUCUUGAGGGCACUUUUACCCAUUUGGGAUCUCCUUAAAGCUCCAGCUUGCAUCCUUUGGCAAAGUGAAAUUAAUUUUGUGACAGUGAGGAAAUUUUGCUAGAUGUACAGUCCCUCAUAUGUAUCUUGAAAUCUCGAAUUUGUAUACCUUAGGGCUUUUGAAGUUUGGAAACACCUAUAUACUAACAACCCUUUACCUAUUCCUUCCCAUAGCCCUCAUUAAUGUAGUACACCGCUUUUGCUCCUGGUGCUGAGUUGUUCCUUCUGUGCUUACACAAGUUGGAAAAUCCAUUCCUAGUCAUACGUAUUGUUCUCCGAAAUACUGCCUUGAGCAAUCGCAACAAAAUCUGUGAAUUAAAAUAAUUUAGAGAGAAUAUGGGCUUAUUUUGCUCCAGUUAGACUUUUAAAUACGGAGAACAAACUGGGGGUUGAUGGGGGGGUGAGGGAUGGGCUAACUCGAUGAUGAGCAUUAAGGAGGGCACUUGCUGGGGUGAGCACUGGGUGUUAUAUGUAAGAGGUGAAUCACUGGGUCCUCCUCCUGAAGCCAAGACUGCACUGUAUGUUCACUAACUUGAGAAUAAAAAAAAUAUGUUUGCGA